CCCGCCGCCGCCCUCGCAGCGCCGCCGGCGCAGCGCGCGUUUCUCGUAUACCGCACUAUCCGCUAACUAUUCGCAAUCGACCGACGUCUUGGUUGUUGGACUUGGGUUAUAAUGACUUGACUUCUGCUAAAUGAACCCGUGUACUAGUAUAAGUUUUUCGCAGUGGCGUAUUUAUUUCUUAAUACACGAGCGCCGAAACGAGGAUUGUUGUACAAUAAGGACUAGUAGCGUCGAGUGAGAGUUUUUUGUGCGUUGUGCUGCAGUGGCGGCAAAAUGGAGAAGCAGUCGAGGUGGUCGGAACAGCGAUCGGAACAGCGCGUGCAGCAGCACUCCGAGCGGCGCGAACAAGUGGUGCAGCAGCAGGAGCGCGUGCAGCGCACCGAACAGCACUACACGCGCCAGAUGCUCACGCAGCAAGUUGAAUCUGCUGGCGACCGCUUGCCUGUCACAUUAGGCAGGCCUGGUGACCCUUCUCCUCCAAUCUUUGAGCAAAUCUUCAAAAAUGCGAGAUUUGCGCAAGGAGGAAAUGCAAAAUUCGAAGGAAAACUUAGAGGCAAUCCUACCCCCGUUGUAUCGUGGACAAGAAAGAAAGCACCCCUGGUAGAGUGCAAUAAGUAUAGUAUGAGCUACAAUGAACAAACCGGUGACGUGUCUUUACUAAUUAAACAGAUAGGCCCAGGUGAUGAAGGCGAAUAUACAUGCACGGCUCGCAACCAAUAUGGUGAAGCUAUUUGCUCCGUGUAUAUUCAGCCCGAAGGUGUCCCGGUGCCCGCGCAUCAGAGCUCGCAGCAACAAAGCUACAGACACGUCAGUGAGAGCGUGGAACACAAAUCGUAUGGUACACAGGGGUACUCCACAGAACAGUCCAGACAAACACAGAAAGUCUCUUAUACCAAUGGCACAGACUAUUCAUCCACAGAAGAUUUCAAAGUAGACACUUUUGAGUACAGACUUUUGAGAGAAGUAUCAUUCAGAGAAACUAUCACUAAGAGAUUCGUAAAUGAAAGUGAUAUUCAUAUCAGCACGGAGGUUGACAAAACGCUUGGACCAGUAUCUCCACCUAAAAUUGCACAAAAGCCGAGGAAUUCCAAGUUACAAGAAGGUGCAGAUGCUCAGUUCCAGGUACAACUUUCGGGCAAUCCGCGGCCGCGAGUGACUUGGUUCAAAAAUGGUCAAAGGAUAGUGAACUCCAACAAACACGAAAUUGUUACUACACACAAUCAUACAACUCUUAGGGUAAGAAACACACAAAAGUCUGACUCAGGCCAUUACACUUUAUUGGCUGAAAAUCCAAAUGGUUGCAUUGUAACGUCUGCAUAUCUCGCCGUUGAAUCUCCACAAGAGACUUAUGUGCAAGAUCAGAGAUCACAAUAUGUCAUGGACAAUCAACAAGCAGGAUUUGAAGAAAGAGUAGAAAUAAGUGAAAAAGCUCUCGCUCCGCAAUUUGUAAGAGUCUGCCAAGACCGCGAUGUUACAGAGGGGAAAAUGACGCGAUUCGAUUGCCGCGUCACUGGCAGACCUUACCCAGAAGUCACGUGGUUCAUUAACGAUAGACAAAUACGAGACGAUUAUAAUCAUAAGAUAUUAGUAAACGAGUCAGGUAAUCAUGCACUUAUGAUUACAAACGUCGAACUCAGUGAUAGUGGUGUAGUUACCUGUGUAGCACGCAACAAGAGCGGUGAAACAUCUUUCCAGUGCAGAUUAAACGUCAUCGAGAAGGAACAAGUAGUUGCACCGAAGUUUGUGGAAAGGUUCAGCACUUUAAGUGUACGUGAAGGUGAACCUGUUAUUUUAAACGCCCGUGCAGUUGGUACACCUACACCACGAAUCACAUGGCAGAAGGACGGCGUUCCGAUAAUACCCAAUCCAGAAUUACGAAUUAAUACCGAUGGUGGGGCCUCGACGCUGGACAUUCCGCGAGCCAAGGCGUCGGAUGCGGCAUGGUAUCAGUGCACAGCCCAGAACGUCGCAGGCUCCACAGCUACUCGGGCCAGGCUCUAUGUCGAAGUACCAAAAGAGCCACCGCCCGAGCUAAAGCGUCUGCACUUGCCCCGGCCUACAAAGAUUAUCGAGCCAGAGCCCGCGCCUGGACCAGAAAUCAUUUACUUGAGGCACGUGGAAAGGGCAAGACCUUACAUUCCUCCAGGUGAGGAAGAUCGAGUUUAUCCUCCGCCGCAGUUUAUUGUGCCACUCAAGAGUAUUUCACAGAUGGAAGGUGGCAAAAUUCACUUUGAAACGAGGAUAGAACCUGUCGGCGACCCAACGAUGAAAAUCGAAUGGUUGAAAAAUGGUCAAAGUAUCGAAGCCAGUUCUAGGUUUACAUCAAUAUUCCGCUUUGGAUAUAUUUCUCUGGAUAUGCUCAGUCUAAAUAUUCAAGAUAGUGGAGAAUAUACCUGCCGAGCUAUUAGUGCGACAGGUGUUGCAGAAACUAAAGCAAUGCUGCAAGUAACUCCACGAGCGACUAUUGAAAGAACAAGUCAACACCCAGAGAGUUUGCAAUACAUUCAACAGCUGGAGGAUUAUUCAAGGUAUCAACAUCAAGAGUCAAUAGAAGAACAAAUUUCACAGAGGCCUCAAUUUAUUAGGCCAUUGCAAGAACUUGGUGAAUUACAAGAAGGCAGAAAUGCGCAUUUUGAAGCACAACUGACUCCUGUCAGUGAUCCUACAAUGAGAGUAGAGUGGUACAAGGAUGGAAGACCAAUUACAGCUAGCUCGCGAAUCACGUCAAUCUUCAACUUCGGUUACGUCUCCCUUAACAUCAUGCACCUACGGGCUGAAGAUGCAGGUUCGUAUACAGUGAGAGCUGUAAACAAAUUAGGGGAAGCCAUUAGUACUGCUUCUAUCAGAGUAGCUGCCAGGAGUACAGUUACAGCAGACCUUGGGAUACCAGAACAGCGACGAUACAUUGAAAAGACUGAGCAAUUGGAAGCAUAUCAGCAACAGCAACAUCAAAAGUACUAUCAGGAAGCUCCUGAAAGUACGCAACGACCUGAAUUCAAAACACCAAUCAAAGAUCAAAUAAACAUUAAAGAAGGUGGGUUUGCUCAUUUCGAAGCUCGCCUUGAACCAGUAGGCGAUUCAACUUUGAGAGUCGAAUGGUUAAAAGACGGACGUCCUGUCGAAGCCAGUUCAAGAAUUACUACAUUCUUUAACUUUGGAUAUGUCGCGUUGACUAUAAAAUCCGUAACUGUACAUGAUGCAGGUCACUACACUUGUAGAGCCUAUAAUGCUUUGGGUCAGGCAACCACUAGUGCCAAUCUUACUAUUGUGACCAGGAAAGAUAUAAUUGCGGAAUCACAACAUCCAGGAGGAUAUGAAAAAAUUCAACAUCUUGAAGAUUCCAGUAGAUAUUCAAGACGCGCAGAAGAAGAGGUGAAGGUUACGCAAAAGCCUCGAUUUUUGGGACCACUUAAAGGCACUAAUAAAAUAGUGGAAGGACAAAGUGCUCACUUUGAAGCAAGAGUUGAACCACAGAGUGAUUUGACUAUGACAGUAGAGUGGUAUUUCAACGGAAAACAAAUCAAGAGUGCCAAUCGCAUUCAGACUUACCAUGAUUUUGGUUACGUAGCGUUGGAUAUCGCUAGUGUCCGCGCCGAUGAUACCGGUGUUUACACAGUUGUAGCUCGCAAUGCAUCUGGAGAAGCUCAAUUGAGUGCUUCUAUGACAGUCGAAACACGUUCAAGUAUUGAUACGUCAAGUAUUCAUCGUGGUCUGUAUGAAAAAACUCGGCAUAUUGAAGAAUCCAAGUUUGUCGAACCUAUGUACGAAAUUGAAGAAAUUUCUAAGUCGAAACCAGUAUUCGUGCAGCCAUUAUCUGACCCGGCACCGAUAUCUGAAGGAAAAAAUAUUCACUUAGAAUGUAGGUUGGAACCAAUGGGCGAUCCGACCAUGCGCGUGGAAUGGUUCCAUAAUGGUAGAGCUGUGACAGUUGGCUCUAGGUUUAGGACUUAUUAUGACUUUGGAUUUGUUGCACUGGACAUUAUCCAUGCAACAUCCACAGAUUCUGGAGAAUACACAGUUAGGGCUGUUAACCACUUAGGUUCUGCUCACACUUCUGCCAUGGUCCGUGUCAUUGAGCGAUCGGAUAUUGUUACUGACACUCAAAAUGAACAAGCUGUCGAGCAGAUACAAAUGUUGGAGGAUGCUGCGCGUAGAUCGCGCCAAGUUCAUGAAGAUAUAACAGUGAGGCAGGCACCUCAAUUUUCAAGAGCCCUACAUAAUAUUGAGACUGUAGAAGGAACUAACGUGCAUUUGGAAUGUAGACUACAGCCUGUUGGCGAUCCAGCCAUGAAAGUAGAAUGGUUCUGUAACGGAAGGCCGAUAAAAACAGGUCACAGGUUUAGGCCAGCCUAUGAGUUUGAUUACGUGGCUCUCGAUUUAUUAAGUGUUUAUCCAGAAGAUUCUGGUGUCUACACAUGUCAAGCUACGAAUCAACUUGGUGAAGCAGUAACUUCAUGUGCUUUACGUGUUAUUGCUAAAAAAGAUCUAAUAUUUGAAUCUCAGCACCCCUCAGGCCUUGAGAAAAUUCAAUACUUAGAAGAUUCUUCGCGUUACAAGAAGAGCGAUGUAGUUGAUGAAUCUAUAAACAUAAAACCACGCUUCAUUACAAAACCAAAAUCUAUUGAUAAUGUUGUUGAAGGUCACCAUGUACACUUUGAGUGCAAACUUGAACCAGUUACCGAUUCCAACUUGAAAGUAGAAUGGUUUAAAAAUGGGCAGCCUGUUACUAUUGGCCAUAGGUUCAGACCUAUUCAUGAUUUUGGUUAUGUCGCUCUCGACAUUAUUGAUUUAAUUGCUGAAGAUUCUGGUAUUUAUACAUGCAGAGCUGUUAAUCUACUUGGCACAGAUGAAGUUAGCUGCAGAUUAACUUGUCGUAGCACUGCAGACAUAAUAAGAGCAACUCAAAAUGAGGCUGGUCUCAAUCAAAUUCAAGUAUUGGAAGAUAGAUCUAAAUACCAUAGGACGGAUUAUGUUGAUGAAGUUACUACACAGGCUCCAAUAUUUACAACAUCAUUGAAAAAUAUUGAAAUUAAAGAGGGUCAAAGAGCCCACUUUGAAUGUAGACUUAUACCUGUUUCUGAUCCCACCAUGAAAGUAGAAUGGUACCACAACAACAAACCUCUGAAGAGUGGGUCUAGAUUCACAGAAACCAACAACUUUGGGUUUGUUGCCUUGGAUAUUAUGUCUUGUUUGCCCGAAGAUUCUGGAACAUACACUUGUCGGGCCAUUAAUGCUCUUGGUGAGGCAGUUACAUCCGGAAUUGCUAUUGUGCAUUCUAGAAAAUCUAUCUAUUUAGAAUCACAGCAUGAAGGUGCUCUUCCAAGAUUAAACCAAUUGGAAGAUACUUCGAGAUAUCAAAGACACAGUGCUCAAGAUGAAACUAUAACGCAAGCACCUGUGUUUACAAUGCCGAUGAAGGAUAUAAGAGUUGCUGAGAACCAAGCAGCGCACUUUGAAGCCAGACUUAUACCUGUUGGAGAUCCAAAACUCCGAGUAGAGUGGUUGCGUAAUGGAGUUCCCAUCGAAGCUUCAAAUCGUUUGACGACUAUGCAUGAUUUCGGCUACGUGGCCUUGAACAUGAAAUACGUUAACCCUGAGGAUUCCGGCACAUACACAUGCCGAGCUAUCAAUGAAUUAGGAGAAGCUGUGACAUCAUCUACCCUGUUUGUACAAUCUAAAGCGUCUCUUCAGCUUGAAUCCCAACACGAGAGUGCUUUAGAGAAAAUUCAGCAGUUGGAAGACUCUUCUCGCUAUCAACGUAGAGAAGACGUUGAAGUAGCAGUCAACCAGGCUCCACGGUUCAUAACACAGUUGAAUGGACCUUCCAGACUCGUAGAAGGCCAAAGUGCUCAUUACGAAUGCCGUAUUGAGCCUUAUCCCGAUCCAAACAUGCGUGUUGAAUGGUACUUCAAUGGAAAAGUCUUACAAAGCGGGCACCGCUAUCGUACAGCAUACGAUUUCGGUUUCGCUGCACUUGAUAUACUAUCAGUGUACGGAGAAGACUCUGGUGAAUAUACUUGCAAGGUUAUAAACAACUUAGGACAAGCCACAUCUUCUAUUAAACUCAAUGUGCAGUCCAAGGAAUCUAUUAUAAGAGAUACACAACACGAAAGCGCUCUCGAAAAGAUUCAGUAUCUAGAAGACGAUAGUAGAUACAAGCGUGUAGUCCGUGAUGAGAGUUUUGUGGCAGAAAAACCACAAUUUGGCAAGCCUUUGAAAAAUGCUGAAGUAUCUGAAGGUAAACCCGUCCACCUGGAAGCUACUCUCACGCCAGUGAAUGAUCCUACUAUGCGCGUGGAAUGGUACUGCAAUGGCAGGCCUAUUCAACAGGGCCAUCGAUUUAAGACUACAUACGAUUUCGGUUAUGUAGCCUUAGAUAUUUUGUAUGCUUAUUCAGAAGAUAGCGGCACGUAUAUGUGUAAGGCUACUAAUGCUGUUGGUGAAGCCGUAACCACAAGCUCUGUGAAGGUAGAUGCUAAAGCGGGUCUUUAUUUAGACACAUUAGACGAACAACGCCUCAGAAAGAUACAAGAAUUAGAGAAUUAUGAGAGACCUAAACCAGUACAAGAGGAGCAACCAGGCCAGAGGCCAGUUUUCUUGACAGCUCUAACAAGUUUGGAAAAUCUGAAAGAAGGAGACCGAGCUCAUUUCGAGUGCAGAGUAGAGCCAAUUAAUGAUCCCGAUCUAAAGAUUGAAUGGUUCCUCAAUGGUCAAAAGAUAAGAGCCGGUCACAGGUACAGAACUACACACGAUUUCGGUUACGUUGCAUUAGAUAUUCUGUACUCCUACUCUGAAGACUCGGGCACAUACAUGUGUAAGGCCACUAAUAAGCUUGGCGAAGCAGUUAAUACAUGCACGUUGAAGGUUGCAGGGCACCGAAGUAUAAUAUUGGACACUCAACAUCCAAAUGGUUUGGAAAAAAUAAGACAACUUGAAGCACAAGGACAUCACACUAGGAUGGAAGUUGAAGAACCUAAGAUUAGUCCACCUAGAUUUGUAACAGAGUUACGGGGCACUACCCAUGUCUUUGAAGGCCAAACAGCUCAUUUUGAAUGCCAGGUAGAGCCCGUGCAUGAUCCUAACCUAAGGAUCGAAUUUUAUCACAACGGCAAAGCCCUACAAUCUGCUGCACGGUUCCAUAUCACUUUUGAUUUUGGUUAUGUGUCAUUAGAUAUUCAGCAUUGUGUUCCUGAAGAUGCUGGUGAAUACUCAGUAAAGGCUAUUAAUGCUCUAGGCCAAUGUACUUCUUCGAUAUCAAUGACAGUAACCGCAAAAGGAAGCAUUAUAUCGGAAUCUCAACGUCCAGAAGGCUUGGAAAAAAUCCGUGAAUUAGAAUCUGCAGAACCGUUCAAACGACCUGAGAUCCCGGAACCAGUUACACGCCAAAGACCUGUAUUUACACAACCUCUUCAAAACAUUGAUAACAUUCAAGAGGGUCAAACUGCACACUUUGACUGUCGACUUAUCCCAGUCGGAGACCCAACAUUAAAGGUUGAAUGGUUUAGGAACGAAAAACUCAUUGAAGACAGUUCAAGAAUUACCAAAACUCACGACUUCGGAUACGUCUCAAUGACUAUCACGCAUGUUCGUGAUGAAGACGAAGGAGUAUACAUGUGCAGAGCUUCGAAUCUUUUAGGAGAAGCUGUAACAACCGCUGCUAUGAGAAUAAAAACUAAAGCAGCCAUCCAGAUGGACACUCAACAUCCGGAAGGUAUGAAGAAAAUCCAACAACUUGAGCAACCACAGCAAAGAAGACCAGACGAGCCUGAGCGGGAAUUCGAGAAGCCCAUCUUUACCCAGGUUCUUACAGGACCUUCUGAAUUAUGGGAAGGGCAACAUGCUCAUUACGAAGCCCGUGUUGUUCCAGUUGGAGACCCAAGCUUAAGAUUCGAGUGGUACAUUAAUGGAGUAGAACUUAAAAUGGGUUCAAGAUUCCGUACAACUCAUGAUUUCGGAUUUGUAACACUAGACAUCAACUCAGUUGUAGCCGAAGAUGCUGGUCUUUACAUGUGUAAGGCUAUAAAUAAGGCCGGAAGUACAGUGUCGUCAGCAGCAUUAAAGGUUAAGACUAAGUCUACCAUUGUUGACCAGGCCAUGAGACCUGAGGCAUGGGAACAAAUACAACUAAAGGAAGCUGCUAUGAACAAAGUGCCGGAAAUGUUCGUUGACUCCGGAGUACAACAGGCGCCUAUUUUCACAACGCAUCUUAAGAGCUACGACAAACUUGUUGAAGGCCAACAUGUGUAUCUAGAGGCCCAAGUAGAACCUCGAACUGACCCUAAUCUGAGAAUUGAAUGGUUCAAAAAUGGCAUGUCUUUAACUACCGGGUCUAGAUUGAAGAGUACGUUCGAUUUUGGUUUAGUGACUCUUUCUAUUAACAGCGUAAGAAUUGAUGAUUCGGGAAUUUAUACUUGCAAAGCUACCAAUCUUAUGGGAGAAGCUGUUUCAACUGCUUCCAUAAAGGUUGAAGAUCGCCACUGGCUACUUGGUGAAACACUCCAUCCUGAAUCGUUAGACAGGAUUGGCGCAUUAGAACAGCCUAAAUCAAGUAAACCUGAAGCACCCGAACCAGUUUACGAAAUUCCUGUAUUUAUUUCACAUCUGAACAAUAUUCUGUGCAAAGAAGGUGACAAUAUUCACUUUGAAUGUAACGUAGAACCGUCGAGAGAUCCUACUCUUAAAAUUGAAUGGUUCUUUAACAAUAAACCGUUGCCGUCUGGUUCAAGAUACAAGAGCACACAUGAUUUCAGCUAUGUUUCUCUAGAUAUUACUCAUACUUAUGAAGAAGAUUCUGGUAUUUACACAUGUAAAGCUACGAACAGUAAAGGUUCAGCCACAACAUCUGGUUCACUUAGGUGUACCGGGGACAAAAACAUAUAUUUCGAUACGCAGCACCCACAAGGAAAAGCUGGGUUGGAAGCUGUGGAGCAGGCUGAAGAAGCAAGAUUGUCGAAAUCAAGAAGAACGUCAUUGCCUGAUGCUGAAUAUCCCAAGCCUGAGUGGGUGGUGCCAGUAGCACCAGAACAUCAGUUGAUUGAAGGACAAGCAUUACAUCUUGAAGGACAGGUUGAACCUAAAAACGAUCCAAACCUUAGGAUUGAGUGGUAUUUCAAUGGAAAGGUUUUGGAGCAAGGUUCUAGAUUUAAACUUACAAGUGACUUUGGUUUUGUAACCUUAGAUGUGACAGAUGUUUAUGAAAGAGAUAGUGGAAUAUACACAUGUAAGGCUUACAAUAAGAAGGGUGAAGCGUUUACUUCGUCAACCAUCUUCUGUACCAGUAAAGAAAACCUUAUUGAAAGGACGCAACAUCCUAAAGGUACUGAGGGAUUGGAAAAGAUUCAAAACCUCGAAGAUUCUCUUCGCAGAGAACCAGGCCAGGCACCUGAUGACGAUACCGGUCGACCUCCGGAAUUCGUUACUGUUUUCCAGGAUAUCGUUGACAUUAGCGAGGGACAAAUAGCUCACUAUGAAGCAUCUCUUAUACCUACUGGUGAUCAAAGUAUGGUUAUUGAGUGGUUCUAUAAUGGCAAAACAAUCGAAGCUAGUCACCGCAUCCGUACUGUUUACGCUUUUGGUAUGGUAGUACUCGAAAUACUUGGAACUAAAACCACCGAUUCUGGUGUGUACUCCUGCAGAGCUACUAAUAGAUGGGGACAGGCUGAAAUAAGUGUCAAACUAGAAUGUGUUGAUAAGAGCAAAGGACAGAAACCUAGAUUUACUACACAUAUUCAAAAUGUUGAAGGUUUGAAAGAUGGUCAAUCAGCGCACUUUGAAUGUACUGUUGUACCUGUUGAUGACCCUGAUUUGAAAAUUGAGUGGUAUCAUAAUGGUCAACCAUUACGUCACUCGAAUAGAAUCAAAAUGGUUUCUGACUUUGGAUUUGUUGUUAUGGAUAUCGCUUACACUCAAAACCAUGACACAGGAGAAUAUGUGUGCCGUGCUUAUAAUAAAUACGGUGAAGACUUCACUAAAGCUACAAUAACAUGCUUUGGAAGAGGUGGAGUUUAUCUUGACAGUCUGCAACCUGAUUCUUUAGCUAAGAUCAGAGAAUUAGAAAGCUUACAAGGUAAUCAACAGCAAGCGCCUGCUCCUGCUUCUGCUGUACCACCAAAGUUCAUUACUCAAAUCCAAGAUGUCACUAAAUUAGUGGAAGGACAAAGUGCACAUUUCGAAGCCAGGUUGGUACCUGUUGACGACCCGGAUCUUAAAGUCGAAUGGUUCUACAAUGGCAAAAAGUUGCCGCAUGGUCAUAGAUAUAGAACAUUCCACGAUUUUGGUAUUGUUAUAUUGGAUAUCUUGUACUGUUAUGAAGAAAAUUCGGGCGUAUACGAAUGCGUGGCCACUAAUAAAUUAGGCAGAGAUUCUACCAAGGCUACAUUGAAAUGCACGUCGAAGGAGAACUUAAUCCUGGACUCGCAACUACCGCGGGGCAUGGAAGGUGGAUUGGAGAAACUUCAAACUCUUGAGGACUCAAUGGUUCGCAGAAAGGAUGUCCAAGAGGAUGAAGAGCGAGGCAAAGCUCCAGUGUUUACAGUUCCACUAUCAAACAUCGAUAAUUUGCGUGAAGGAGAGAAUUCGCACUUUGAAGCGAGGUUGACUCCUACAGAUGAUCCUAACUUGAAGGUGGAGUGGUACUGGAAUGGUAAAUCUCUUAAAGCAGGCUCCAGAUUCAGAACAUUCUGUGACUUUGGUUUUGUAAUUCUUGAAAUAUCUCCGACAUACCCUGAAGACUCUGGUGAAUACCUAUGCAGGGCAUACAAUAACUACGGAGAGGCUGUAACAACAGCUACUAUGAAGGUUCAAGGAAAACGUAAUAUUAUUUUGGAGUCACAGUUGCCUAAAGGUAUGGAGGGCACUAUUGAUAAAAUUGCUGCUCUGGAGGGAUACACCGGCACAGUCGAUUCCAUGAUUCCGGAAGCCGAGACUGGAAAUCCACCAGAAUUUACUACAACUCCUUCUGAUUUAAUUCUCUCAGAAAACUCAUCGGCUCACUUUGAGUGUCGUCUCAUUCCCGUUAACGAUUCCAGUAUGAGGGUUGAAUGGUUCCACAACGGUAAGCCCCUUUUGACUGGAUCUAGAGUGAAGACCAUCAAUGACUUCGGGUUUGUUAUAUUAGAAAUUGGUGGUGUAUACCAACGGGAUGCAGGUCUUUACACUUGCAAGGCCACCAAUCGACAUGGAGAAGCGACAGUUUCAUGCAAACUGCAAGUUAAAGGAAGACAAGGUAUUAUUUUGGAACCACAAUUGCCAUCUCACUUCAAAUCUGGUACCGAAAGCAUCCAGAAAUUAGAAGAGACCUUGCACAAGCGAGAAGAAAUCACAAUUGAAGAUGAGAAACCUAACCCACCUAAAUUCACGGUAGAAAUUAAGGACAACCUUGAUGUCGUUGAAGGUGGUCCUAUUCACUUCGACUGCCGCGUAGAACCAGUUGGUGACCCAACUAUGAGAAUUGACUGGUUCCACAAUGGCAGACCUUUCGCUACCGGGUCUCGAGUACACAUGCUCAAUGAUUUUGGUUUUAUUGCUUUGGACAUCGAUUACAUAUAUGCCCGAGAUGCCGGAGAGUAUACUUGCCGCGCUACCAACAGGUGGGGAUCUGCAACAACUACGGCAAAGAUUACUUGCAGUGCUAAGCGUGAUAUUGUAUUGGAAUCUCAGCUACCACAGGGUAUGAGCGGAGAGAAAAUCAAGGAGCUUGAGAGAGGGCGCAUUAGUGAUGCGCCAAAGGAAGAACCUGUUAUAAGCAGUCCACCUAAGUUUAUUACUCAGAUUCAAUCACACACGGUUGAGGAAUCAGAAAGCGUCCGCUUUGAAUGCCGUGUAGAACCUAAAGAAGAUCCAAAAUUACGUAUUGAGUGGUACCGAAAUGGAAAACUUUUACCUUCUGGUCAUAGGUACCGUACAGUUUACGAUAUGGGAUUCGUUUCUCUGGACAUUUUGUACGUUUAUGCUGAAGAUUCUGGCGAAUAUGUAUGCCGUGCAGUUAAUGAUAUUGGCGAAGAUUUUACCAAGGCAACUGUAUCUUGUAAACAAUUGCCAGACAUUAUUCUGCAAAACCAAGUUCCUCGAGGUAUGAAGAAAUCUGAAGCUUUGACUCAAAUGGAAGCUACAAUUAAGAAAUACACUUCCGAAAUCUUCUUAACUGAAGAUGACUUGUAUGAUGCUGAUAAGAAACAACCACCACGUUUCGUCACACAAAUUGAAAGUCAAACCACCUUAGUAGAAAUGGAGUCUACCAAGUUCGAAUGUCAAUUGGCGCCGGUGGGUGAUCCUAACAUGAAAGUGGAAUGGUUCUUCAAUGGAAAACCUUUGCUACACAAGAACCGUUUCACACCGAUUUAUGACUUCGGAUACGUGGCGAUGAACUUUGGCUGGGUUUACCCCGAAGAUAGCGGCGAAUACCUUUGCCGAGCUACGAACUUGUACGGUAUGGAUGAAACUCGAGCUGUUAUAAAAACAGCCGGUAAACCUGGUAUUGUCUAUGAUUCUCAACUGCCGAAACAUAUGAAGAGUAUAGAAAAGAUAAGAGAAAUGGAAGCUGCAUGGCAAACGGUUCCCGAACAAGCAGCAGAAGAAUCUAAGGCUAGAUCGCCACCUGUCUUCGUAAGCCGUCCAGAACCAGUAACCGUUGAAGAAGGCGAGUGGGCUCGCUUCUGCUGUCGUGUCACUGGACAUCCUAAGCCUCGUGUGAUGUGGCUUAUCAACGGCAACACCAUUGUUAACGGAUCUCGAUACAAGUUGACAUACGACGGAAUGUAUCACUUUGACAUACCCAAAACCAGACAGUACGAUACUGGUAAAAUUGAAGUUAUCGCUAGAAGCUCAGCUGGCGAAGCGUUAGCUACGACGGAACUAAAAGUAAUACCAAGACACGACGACUACAGAGGUGUUUUGAAGAAUGCUCCACGACCUUCCUGUUACCUUUCCUCUCUUUAUCCAAAAGGAGUGCAGCUAAAUGAAUUGCUUCUGCCAGCUUUGCCAACGGAUUCUGGGAGAGCAUGGUAUGACGAAACAACGCAAUAUCAGCGCUCUGAAACCGAGCUGGAAAAAACAUUUGAAGAAAGACAAGUAUUGCAAAGGCAGGGAGUUAUUGAUCACAGGCCUGAGUUGAAACCAAAAGUGGUUAAAGAGCCUGAAACAGAAUGGCAACAAACAGUUAAGAAGAAGAAGAGUGAAGAGUACUACAACAAAUUGCAGGAAUUAGAAAACGAACAAGUUAUUAAGGAAAGUCGUUUCAGGGAGUCAACACAUCAAUAUGCAAUCCCUGGUGAAAAAAUCACUAGCAGUUCCCUUGCCAAAGGCAUGGCUCAGAAAUAUGAGGACACUUUAGAACAAACGGAAGUUUCUACAGAACAAGUACAGAGGAAGGCUGUACCAAAACCUAAGAUUCCAGGGCCCUCUGAAUCCACAGUUCAUGGCAAAGAAGUACAUGUCGCUAAACAGAAGCAAAUUCAGAAGGAAGUGGUAGGAGACACUGAAAUUACCCGUAAAAUUACUUCGACCGAGACAACUGAAAUGGAACAUAAGGCUCAAACUCAAGAAAGAGUCGUGGAAGGGCCUGUGAAACCCAGUCAACCUCCAGUUUUCACUAAAAAAAUGCAACCCUGCCGCGUGUUCGAACAUGAACAAGCCAGAUUUGAGGUUGAGUUUGAUGGUGAUCCAUUGCCAACUAUUAAAUGGUACAGAGAGAAUUUCCCAAUUAAAAAUUCUGCAGACUUCCAAAUCCACACCUUUAGCACUAAAUCUAUUCUGAUUAUAAGGCAAGUCUUCGUCGAAGACUCUGCCGUAUUCGCUGCAGUAGCUGAAAAUCGUGGCGGAACUGCGAAAUGCAGCGCUAAUUUAGUGGUCGAGGAGCGCAGACGACAGGGAAGAGGAGGUGUCGCUCCGCCCAGUUUUACAUUAACUGCCCAAAACGUUAACGUAACAGCUGGCCAACUAGUAAGAUUCGACACAAAAGUAACCGGAACAAAGCCAAUUGAUGUUUACUGGCUUAAGAAUGGUAAAAAAGUCCAACCAGAUAUAAGAAACAAGAUUCUAGAAGAGGAUGGCACGUAUACUCUUCUAAUUCUCGAAGCGUAUCCUCAAGAUUCGGGUAAAUAUGAAUGUGUUGCAAUAAACAGUGCUGGUGAAGCACGAUGUGAUGCUGAGUGCUCUGUUAAUGCUCCUGCUACCAAAGAAAAACCAAAACCUCAAAGCAAAGCCACAAAUGCACCUCCUGAGAUUAUUGAACCUCUGAAAGAUAAGGUUGUAACUGAGGGUCAAGCGAUUGAAUUCAGUUGCAAGAUUGUUGGAAAGCCAGCCCCAACUGUUCAGUGGUACAAAGGGGAGAAACUGAUCAAACCUUCUAAGUACUUCCAAAUGUCUCGAACCGCUGAUGAGUACACGCUUCGUAUAUCUGAAGCUUUCCCCGAAGAUGAAGGUGAUUACAAGUGCGUUGCUUAUAAUUCGGCUGGCCGUGUAACUGUAGCCGCAAAACUAAAAGUAACUCAACCGGAUCAGGCCGAGAAUUUACCAACCUUAACACCUCUCCGAGAUCUAGUUGUCUAUGAAGGGCAGCCAGCUCAAUUCAAAACUCACAUAACCAGCAAAGUCAAGCCAACUAUUCAAUGGCUUCGAGAAGGUGCUCUGAUACCUGAAACCCCAGAUUUCCAGAUGAUCCACGAAGGAAACAACGCGGUAUUGCUGAUCGGAAACACGUACGAGGAAGACACUGGCACCUUCACCUGUCGGGCCACGACUGCCGCCGGCCAAGUCGAGACUUCGGCAAAACUAGUCGUCAAAAGUAAGACAUAG
Messenger RNA from Spodoptera littoralis (African cotton leafworm), 14793 nucleotides. NCBI's taxonomy places the organism in Eukaryota, Metazoa, Arthropoda, Insecta, Lepidoptera, Noctuidae. The record is from the annotation of a GenBank genome assembly.